GUAGCUACCAUUUGUGGCCUUAUUCCGUGUUAAUCCAAUAUUGUCUGCCCUCUACCAACACAAUAACCCAAUUUAAUAGUUUUAUUACACUUGGACAAGUGAGCAGCUGACUUGUGAAGUUGAAACAGGUUGAACCACCUGCUGAAGUCAACACAACACUUCCCGGUUGUCAUCCUGUUGAGUUAUGUGUCCUCACCUGAGAGUAAACACUUGCCAACAUAUCAGCAUGUCAUCACCUGACAAGUGUUCUUAGCUCAUUCUCUUAAGGUGUGCUGGCACGCGGGUUUUUUGACAAGGGAGAUUAAAAAAAAGCCCCAACCUGUACAGCGCAUGACAUUCCAUCAACAGGAAACAAAAGACCAAAUCAAAGACCAAACCAAGUUUCCAUCAUGCCAUCUGGGUCCAAAUAAUCUGACUUAAUUUUUCUGUAAUCUCCUGUUAGAACGACGCCCAAACAAAUCCAUUGUCUGUUAGCCCACAUCUUCUCAAAUAGUGAGCGGGUCAGCUAGUGCCUGCAACUCAUACAGUGGUUUGUACACAUGAGUAUCAGGUUCUCAAUCAUACUUCAAAAUGGGUGGGUGUGAAAAAAAAUUGUGGGGGCAUGACAGAAAAUGGAGAACCAUGGGACUAUUUAUUUACGUGCAAUGUCAUGCGAAAACGGGCUAAAUUUUUUUGCAAGAUUUUAAACAAAACUGACUUUUGCAUGUGCUAGCUUUAGGGGAUGCUUCGCUUGCAUUCAAAGCCAGUGUGCUAAGACAAGUUGCUGUUUGACGCGGCGUGAGGCUGUUGAUAAAGUUGUCACACAAAAGAGACUUACUUGCAAGAGAUAAUGGUUAACUUUUUAAGCACAAUCAGUCAACAGGAAUGCCCUUACAUUGGCUUUAGGCUUAGUUCCUGCUUAAAAAACCUCAAACAUUUACAAAUGAAGGGAGCAGCAAAUAUAUCAGCUGUCAUGAAUGUAGACAAGUUACAAAAGCAGGAUUGUGAUUGAAGCAGCGUGAGGUGGCAUUUAUUCCAUUCAUCAUAGAAAGGCUCCAGGAUUUGAUCGGGGAUCUUUGAUGUUUCUGUAUCUGUAAGCCAGCCAAACUCCAAGCAUCUGCAAAGCAACAGCAAGGUUAUUGCCAGAAAACGUUUAAAAACAUGGUUUCCAUAUCAACAGCCUGACCUCUGUGAAACUGAAGAAGAGUCCGAUACCUCCGACAAACCGCAGCACAUCCCCCGCGUACUUCUCAAUGACACUGGCGCACGCGUCGCACGAUAAUGGCGGCUCAUGGCUAAAACAGCUCUACAGGGCGGAGGGGGGGGAAAAUCAUAUGUUUGAGAAAACUUGGAAGCCAUUUUCUCACUGCUACUGAAAAAAGAUGCUAGUAUUGAUCCAAGAGAUCUAUCAGUGAGGAAAAGGUUAUAAAGCCAUUUCUAAAGCUUCGGGACUCCAGCCAACCACAGUAAGAGCCAUUAUCCACAAAUGGUGAAAACAUGGAACAGCGGUGAACCUUCCCAGUAGUGGCCGGCUAACCAAAAUGACCUCGAGUGCGCAGCGACAACUCAUCGAAGAGGUCACAAAAGACCCCACAACAACAUCCAAACAACUGCCAGUCUCACUUGCCUCAGUUCAGGUCAGUGUUCAUGACUCCACCGUAAGAAAGGCACUGGGCAAAAACGACCUGCAUGGCAGAGUUCCAAGGCCAAAACCACUGAUGAACAAAAAGAACAUUAAGGCUCCUCUCAAUUUUGCCAGAAAACAUCUUGAUGAUCCCCAAGACCUUUGGAAAAAAUACUCUGUGGUCUGACGAGACAAAAGUUGAACUUUUGGGAAGGUGUGUGUCCCAUUAACUGUGGCGUAAAAGUAACGCCGUAUUUCAGAAAAAGAACAUCAUAGCAACAGUAAAAUAUUUUGGUGGUAGUGUGAUGGUCUGGGGAUGUUUUGCUGCUUCAGGACCUGGAAGACUUGCUGUGAUAACUGGAAGCAUGAAUUCUGCUGAAGGAGAAUGUCCGGCCAUCUGUUGGUGACCUCAAGCUGAAAGCAACUUGGGUUCUGCAGCAGGACAAUGAUCCAAAACACACCAGCAAGUCCACCUCUGAAUGGCUGAAGACUUUGGAGUGGCCUAGUCCAAGUCCUGACCUGAAUCCUAUUGAGAUGCUGUGGCAUGACCUUAAAAAGGUGCUUCAUGCUGGAAAAGCCUCAAGUGUGGCUGAAUGACAACAAUUCUGCAAAAUUCCUCCACAGCGCUGGAAGAGACUCAUUGCAAGUUAUCACAAACGCUUGAUUGUAGUUGUGGCUAAGGGUAUAAGGGUACCCAAUAGUUUUUUUUAUUUAAAUACUUGACCUGAGAACUUCCAUGCUUCUAAAAAAAUAAGCUGUUUAAUGUUUUAAAUAAAUUCUGCUGCUUAUGUGUUGACUUGUGAGCGUGCAGUGUAGUUCUCUUACAGCAGCACAGGAGGCGUUGUAGUUGACGUAGGAGAAUCCACAGCAGUUGAGGGUCUUUUCCACAUCCUUCUGCGUGGACUCUGACUUGUUCCAUCCGACCUCCAAAAGGUGAUUCUUUGUAGGACACAAGUAAGCGGUCGUCGGCCGUCACCGUCUUUUAAAAAGAACAGCGCUGGUUUCAGUGAGGGAGGACGUACCUGCUGGUCUUUAUUGAGGGCCAAACAGGCACAGGACACAACCAGCUGCACCACAAACACCAAGAAGAGGAUGAUCAUGUACUGGGGCAUGGGUUGAGGACACAGGAACAAGAGCUAGCUGACAAACAAGGAGAGCGGUGUAGAAAAAGGAUACAAAGAAGAGGAGGACCUGGUGGUGCCUCAGGGCGCCACACAGGCCCACGAAGGCCACCACAAACAGGAAGAUGCCCACGCCGAUGACCACCGCCACCACGCGGAUGCUGGAGACCAAGUCGAACCAUUUCCCCCACGCCGCCGCGCCCACCAGCAGCAGGCUCACCAGCUAAGGUAGGAACAUUUCACAAAAUGGAAGUGGAGCCUCGGUUAGUGCUUUCUUCAUCAAACGCUGGCAGUUGCAACUUUCUUUGGCUCCAUUUUGGGUUAUUGAGGUGACAAACUAUACCUUUAAGAAAUAACAUUCAUCGUUUAUACAUAUAUACAAUAAUCCCUGAUUUAUCGUGGUUAAUUGGUUCCAGACCGUGAUAAGUGAAUUUACGCCAAGUAGGAUUCCUUAUUUAUAAAUGGAAUAUUUUUAUAGUUAAAGCAUAGAAAGCCUGUUUACAACCUUAUAAAUACAGGUUUUUCAAUAUUAUUGGAGCCCCCUAGACAUGAAAUAACACCCCCAUAGUCACCUUUACACUUAUAUUACCCAAUAUAGUUGAUGAGAAAAUAUGCCAUUUAAAACACAACUUGUGCUUGUGUGUUACUAUAAACGUGUUCCUUAGGGGACCUCAAAGAGAGGCGGGCAGGAAGUGACAACAGGAGUUCAGAGUUGAGUUUGAGUUUCAGCUUUGGUGGGUGACGGCCGCAACAGUAGCCCAUGCUUUUGUUAGGGAUUACUGCUCCUGUCGUGAGAUCAUUCAAACCUGCAACGAAAGCCUGUUACGGUGAUCAAGUCUGGCGCUUGUGUGUCUCACCCAACAUUACAGUAACAUUACUGACACCUAGUGACCAGUGUAGAAUACUACAUAUCACAAUGUCUUUGAAUGCGCCAUGUUAAUGCCUUAUAUUUGUGUUUUAGCUCAUUUAGUCAUUUUUAUGCUUGGAAAUGCUUAUCUUUCUGGCUUUCUAGAACAGAUUAAUUGGAUUUGCAUUGUUUCUUAUUCGGUUAGUGUACGUUUCAGUUCGUGAGACCUCCUUGGAUUAAAGUUGCAACCCAAGGUUCCACUGUACUUUGACCGUCCCGUGUGGCUAAAUAAUGCAACUUCAUACCUCUAAACGUAAUUCUCAUGUUCUGAAAGUAUAAAUCUAAGCUAAUAAAAAGACAAAUUAUGACAAAAAUGCAAUGUCUAAAGUCUUAGUGCAGACUGUUUCAAGUAUAUAUCCAUAUUAGAAGAAAUGGUACUCAAUUACACAUACUUAGGGCUUAAAACUGUUCAUUCAAAAGACUACUGUCCUUCCAGCUCAAGUAAAAAUGAAAGCACGUCUUCCUACGAAACCUACCAACUGCAACUACACACGUUUUCAUUUUACACAGAAAUAGACAGCAGGAGAAAUAAUCCAAUCAAUUACCUUACUUAAAAUACAUGCUUUGUCACAGCUUGGAUCUUGGCUGAAAAGAGGUCAACAUCCUACUUUCAAAAAACGACAGGACGUUUCACACAAACACAUCUACAAAAACUAAUCAGUGUCGUAAAGAUCUGUUAUGUCUCCAACGCAAGGGGGAAGGUGACUUAUUUCUAAAGUCUUUAGCUACAUUCUGAACAGCAAAAACAGCAAAUACAUCACAGCGGUGUGAUGUAUUCCAUUGUAAUUUAUAUGCUUGUUCCAAUUAAAUUAAACCAUUACCAAUGAAAGGUGUACUUACCACAUAGAGUAAAUUUAGUGCGCAAAGUGAAUUUUUGGUGCAAAUGAAUCCUCCACAAACCAUUUCUGCGAUCAGGAGACCGUCCGUCACACAAUGAAGACUUGUUCACCUGUAUAUUUUUUUUUUAACCUGGUCAGGUGCGUGGCCAUACUUCCGGUUUGAGAUGACACGCGACAUAGUUUCCUGUCGUUUUAUAAAUUCAUUUUUGUGAACCAAUCAUUCUAAAUGGCUUCUGGUUGCAAAAUGUUUUAAAAGUCGGGGGUUUUAUUGUGCGUCUUGAUCUUCGAUUUCCUGUUUCAUUUUGAGAAAGACAGAUGUAAUGUUGUCGAACAGCGCCCUCGUGUGGCCGCGAACAAGUAGCGGACUGCUCGCAAUGUGAUUUCACGUGGGAAUUUAGCACUUCUUUGUACUAAUCACGAAAAACAAAUGUUGUUAAAUUAGGACUGUUGUACCAUUUGGAUUCUUUGCCAAACGUUUUAGUAGUGUAGCGUCAGGAGUAUUGUGUAGUUCUGAGCUGCUAUUCAGGGUAUGGGCUGCCGGGGGCAGUAAGUAAAGUACAUGAUAAGUUAGAGCGACAACGUGCCUUGUUAGUUGUACAACAAGACACAUAGGAAGUGUUUGCAUCUGCUGUACGGUUGUUGUUGUUUUUUACUUUUGUUAGACGCGGUUUUCACCGCGAAAGAAAGGGACAGUUUAUGUUAUUGUUAGCUAUUUUUUGUGACGCCCUCAUUUUGUAUCCCACAGAAUGUGUUAUUUUGAAGGCCGGAAGUACUGUUGUGUGUGUUGGGGUCACGUGAUAGAAGCAGUGUUGCCGAUUUGGCGGUUUUGUAGCAACAUCUGGCGACAUUCCAACCCCACUUGAUGACAUGUUUUCUCAAAAGCGGCUAGCGACAAAUCUAGCGACUUUUUCUGGCGUCGUUGGGGUGUUUUCUGGUGAAAGCACGUAUUGUUUUGCAUUUUUGUGUUCUCACUAAGCAACAGCGGGUGCCGUUGGCAGGUGAGCCCCGCCCAAAGGCAGUCACAAGCCAGCAGUGGCGCUUCCCCGGCACACUGCCUGGAUAAAAGAGGGGGAUAUUUUAUAAUUAGUGUAUUGCUACUUGUUAUUUGUAAAAUGAAGUGGAUUAUUUUACAAUUCUUGCGGUAAAUGUUAGUUAAUUGAUAAACUAACUGAUAAACUGCUAUUACAUACAUUCACCAGAAGAGUGUGCUGCUCGGGAACCACACUUGAGUCAUGUUAAUGUGAGCCAUAGAAUAAACACACAAAUAAUCUCCUAUUCACUGUUCAAUUGUGCUAAUUUGAAGAGUUCUCUUUAGCCUUUGUAAUGAAGGUGUUUUUUUUACACACCUUUUUGUCUACGAGGUUGUGCUUUUUUCCUAUAGCAUUUUACAACAUUAAAUUCAAAAUAGACGAUGGUGUCAUCCAGCGACUUCUAGGACAGCCGAUAGCUACUUUUCGUACUGCAAAGUUGGCAACAGUGGCUGCAUGGUUGUUGUUUUUUUUUUCAGAAAAAAACUGUAGUUAGACGUGUUUUUGCAUCUGCCUGCAGAUUUAUUUAUUUACGUCAGGGACAAUUUAUGUUAUAAACAUUUUAAUGUAAAUUCUGUAUGCAAAAAUGAGCCAGUGGCUCAUUUCCAUCUUUAUUCCUUGACAGCAGGUUGAAGUUAAGAGCAUUUGACAUAAAAGAAAAGAAGAAGAAAAAACAGUCAUCAAUUAGGUAUAAAGGUGCACUUGACAUACCCGUGAGUUUGAUGAGACAUAAAAUGUGUUUCAAUGCUAAUAAAAGGCUGAGCCAUGCCAGUCGUUUAUUAUUCAGCCAAUAUCACAAUAUUGCUUAGUCUCGGUUAACUGUACAUAUUGGAAGGCACACACACAACCUUAAAAAUGUGUGGUCACAACAAUGAAAAAAGCCAAAUGUAUAUUUAUUUACCACUUUGUGAGUUUUUCCGAUGGAUGACAUGAGCCACUCGCCGCCAGGCUGCCAGAAGCAUCAAAUCAAACAUUCACCACUUGCGUUGUUUUGCAUCACACCCUCAAAAAGAAGAACUUACAGUUUUAAGUGUGUUCGUCCCACCCGCACUUUGGUUUCAUUUCUGGCCAAGAAGCACGAGCUCAAGCCGCAGCGGUUUGACGUUUUGGUGGCUGGGAUGAAGUGAAACACUUUUCGAUGAUGGCAGAAGAAGAGCUGAAUUAUGUGACAGUCAAGUUCAAGUCUCACAAUAGCCUCGGCGAUGCAGUCAUCUAUGAAGAUGUGAGGAGCAACUCGGGGCCAUGGGCACCACGUGAAGUCAUACAAGAGAAGCCCAGUGAUGUGGAGGAGAUCUACGAUGACGUGAGGACAAAGGAGAAGACGUGCGGUCUGCGACGCACCUUCCAAGACAAUGUGGAGAAGGUUGCUCUUCACACACCUCUAAACCUGGCGGCAGCGGGCCUGGGCAUCGUCUGCGUCAUCCUGAUGUCCGUCAUUGUCGCUCUCACCCUCCACUUGAACGGUGUCAUGUCGGCGCAGCAGCAAGAGAAUGCCAACCUGACAGCUGAGAACCAGCAGCUGUUGGCCCAGGUGGCCCAGCUGCAGGGGAGGGCUCAGGGGCUGACCAGAGAGCGAGACAGCCUCAACUGGACCAUGGGCGUCAUCCUGGAGUACAAUGUUUUUCCUGUGAUGAACCACUGCUCCAAAAAAGUUUUAGCGCUGUGUAAACCAUGCAUGGAAGGAUGGAAGCUGUUCCACUCCAAGUGCUACCUCUUCGUCCAGUCAGAAUAUUACUAUGACUGGAAGACCUGGCAGGGAAGCGUGGACGAAUGCAGGCAAAGAAACGCAGACCUGCUGAUGAUUCACUCCCAAGAAGAACAGGAGUUCGUCACAAACCACACGAGGAAAUACAACGACGACCGGCACGGUUACUGGAUGGGCCUGAGCAAGAACGAAAAGACGAACCAAUGGGAGUGGCUCCACGGAAGGAACCUGACAGUGAUGUAAGCACCCACGCGCAGCGAUCAUUCAUUCAUCCAUCCAUACAUUUGAAACCAAUUUAAUACAAAACAUGUCAGUUAUCAAUUUGUCUGUCCUGAAUAGGUUCUGGAGAGCCCAACAAUUCACCAGCAGAACCAACUGUGCUUUGACUCGGCCAUCCGACUCGCUGGUGAACUGGAGUAAAGAAAGCUGUGAGAUGAGGAAUCGCUUUAUUUGCCAAACCAACG
Messenger RNA from Dunckerocampus dactyliophorus (ringed pipefish), 7667 nucleotides. RefSeq names its product oxidized low-density lipoprotein receptor 1-like. The record is from RefSeq and is a predicted model, not a curated record. Lineage: Eukaryota; Metazoa; Chordata; Actinopteri; Syngnathiformes; Syngnathidae. The transcript is spliced from 7 exons. Bases 6637 to 7446 code for a protein of 269 amino acids.